Molecule: messenger RNA, 2550 nt
Organism: Dracunculus medinensis (Guinea worm)
Lineage: Eukaryota; Metazoa; Nematoda; Chromadorea; Rhabditida; Dracunculidae
Source: the annotation of a GenBank genome assembly
AUGGUACUGUUCGCAAAGAGCAGAACAUAUGUGGAACACAUUAGAAAUGAAGCUAUUAAACAAAAUGCACUUCAAAUCUUAAUGAAUAUUGAAUAUUUUAAAAAUUAUAGUUCACCAUACGCAACACCACCAGUAACCGCAGCAGCUGUUUACAAUCCAAUUCAAACUCAACAAACACAGCAAAAUCUUGGUGCAGUUGGUGCUUCGAAUCCAACGAAUGUUUAUACUAGUUUUUCAAAUCCAGCUGCAGCUGUUGCGGCAACACCAUCAGCGUCACAUUAUACUCAGUAUGCUAACCCUAGUGCAGCCGCUGCUUAUACGCAAUAUGGGCAGACAGCUGCAGCAGUUGCCGCUGUUCAACAGCAACAACAGCAACAAAAACUGGGUUUUUCUGGUGCAACAGUUGCGGCACCGACGGCAUCUGCAUAUACUGCUUACACCAGUCCUAGUGCUGCUGCAGCUUUGGCUGCACAGUAUGGGCAAACAGUAGCUGCUGUUGCGGCUGUUCAACAGCAACAUCAGAUAAGGAAUGUUCAGCUUCAAGCUGCUGCUUCUGGAGUUGCUUCAGCUGGAUUUGGUCAUACGUCAACAACUCGCAUCACAGAUUCCUACAGCACUAUUAGUUCAUUACAAUCAAGUGGUACAUAUACACCAUUAAGUGAAUAUACUAGUUCGUUGAACAGACCUACCACUGUAAAUCCAGUUACGAAUACUAAUUCUUUUGUUGGAGUUACUCGAAUCGGUGGAACUAGCUCGGCUAAUAUCGCUGCAAAUACAUCGUCAGUUACAACUGGAACAAGCAGUGCUGUAUCAACUUAUACGAGUUAUGAUGCUGCGGUAUAUGCAGCUGCGAAUAAUUAUUUACAGUCCAAAGCUCAGGGAACUGCAAAUAUUUGGAUGAGUUCAGGUAAGAAAACGGGAACAUUUGGUGGAGCGAAUUCAUCGAAUAUUUCUAUUUCGGGAUCAAAUCGUGGACAAUCUAUUCGAGGACGGAGCACGUUUCCUUUUAAACGUAUUGGUGGCCCUGGGCAAAAUCGAAACACAAGCGAUAAUCAGCAACAUUACUGCGAUGUUUGUAAAAUAAGUUGUGCAAGCGCCCAAACAUACAAAGAACAUAUUGAAGGCCAAAAACACAAGAAAAAAGAAGCUCUACAAAAAGGAGAAGGAAUGACACUCUCCAAAUCUCGCGUUUCUUUCCGUUGUGAAACGUGCAAUGUGACCUGCACCGGUAAAGAUACAUAUGAAUCACACGUACGUGGAGUGAAGCAUCAGAAGACCGCUAAUCUCCUAAAAAAAUUGGGGAAACCAGUGGCCGAGGUUCCUACUUUGCUUGCACCUGGUGAAAAAUCGAAUAGAGCUAUUAAUAUUUCUUCUGCUGGCGCUCCAAUUUCGACCGUUGGUGGUCCAGCGGUGCCAACAAAAAGAGUUGUUGGUCUACCGACUAUGAAUUUCAUUGGUAGUCAAAAAUUACAAAGUAAUGUCGAUUCUGUUAAUGAUGAUUCGAGUGAAAUAACUUUUGAAAGCAUGGAUAAAAAUAACGCUGCGUUAGAAGCAGCUUUGGCAGCAGAAAGAGACGUUCAACCUGUCGGUGAGGAUUAUGUUGAAGAAGAACGAAAUGCGGCUGGUAAACUAGUGCAGUACAAUUGUAAAUUAUGUGAUUGCAAAUUUAGCGAUCCCAAUGCAAAAAAUAUUCACGUAAAAGGACGAAAGCAUCGUUUGCAAUACAAGUUGAAAGUUAAUCCUAACUUGGUGGUUGAUGUAAAACCCAAUCAGGUGCCUCGAGAAAUGCGAAAUGCUCUUGUGCGGAAAAUGCGUUCUCGUGCUUUAACACCUCUUAUGAUGUAUGUUGCCUUUUUUAUUCUGCAUAUGUAUACGUCGAAAAUUUGUCCUGGAGUCAAAAAAAUUUUCUUUCCUAAUAUGUGGUCGAGGCCUUACCGGGUGCCACAACCUUUAAUGGUUUCGCAUCCGCCUGCUCGGCCAUGGGUUAGUGUCAUGGAUAUGGGUCGUCGCACGGAAACUAAUGAAGAUAGACAUGUUAUGGCGAAACACCGAAUGAUAUAUCCGGAAGAUGCAUUCUUAAAUGCAGUCGAAAAACUUGUUAAUUCUACAGAAAUCACAUUAAAUGCUAUCUCUGAUUAUCUUGCUAAAGAAAGGAAUGAAGCUGCCAAUGUUGCUAAGGAGAAGGGUAAGGAUAAUCCAGAAGAUGAAAAGCCAGUUGAAGUGAAACAAGAUCGCAUGUUGAAAGGCGUCAUGCGCGUUGGGUUACUCGCCAAGGGCUUAUUGUUAAAAACUGAUCGUGAAGUAGGAUUUUUAUAUUUAUAUAAUCUUUUCAUCCUAAUAAACCCGCCACCGACUGAGUCGCUUUUGUCUAAAGUUGCCGAAUUAUUCCCCCAGUUUAUGGAGGCAAUCAAGAAGGAAACAGUGGAAAUUAAAUCAAAAUCUGAAGAAAGUGCUUUGCUGCUGAAGAAUAUCGAAGCAGAUAUAACAUGUAGAGUUGUUCUAACCUCAGUUCGACUUAGAAAUGAAGCAAUAGAAACAGGUUUUUUAUAG